AUGAAGCCUAUAGUGUAUGCAUAUCUUUUACUCGUUUGCUUUACUGCCAGUAUUUUCUGUGGAAAUUACACAUAUUAUGGAGGUUUUGCAUAUAAUACCAAUACUGGAACAGUAACAAAUCAAACAAUGAGCACCUGUGUCUGUCAAUGUUUAUUAACAAGUGGAUGUUCUGGAUUCACUUUUUUCAAUUCAAGUCGUACAUGUGCCCUUCUUGCAGACCUAAAUAUCACUGAAGAUGAAGUUAAUUUAAAUACCGAUGCAACAUUAUUACUCGUCUCUGCUAAUCUUGUUUAUUCUUAA
Messenger RNA from Adineta steineri, 300 nucleotides. The record is from the annotation of a GenBank genome assembly. NCBI's taxonomy places the organism in Eukaryota, Metazoa, Rotifera, Eurotatoria, Adinetida, Adinetidae.